UUUGAGAGCUUCCAUUGCAUAGAUACUUACCUAUGUACAUACAUAUAGCCCUUAGAUGACGAAUGACGAUUACAUCUCUAUAACUGUUAGUAUUCUUAUAAAACUUUAAUAAUGAAAUCUAAUCAAAUUAGAAUGGCUGUGGAACGUGAUUUGGAUAAGUCUGAAUACAAUACAAGCAACAAUAUACUAUUCGAUGCCAGCGGACAUUUCAUGAUGUAUCCAACCAUGUUAGGUAUUAAAGUUAUUAACGUUGAGACCAAUAGAUGUGUGUCAAUACUGGGCAAAACUGAUAAUAUACGCCCACUGCAUAUAGCCUUAUUCCAGGGUAAAGCAAAAAAAUCUAAGGCAGCUAUUACACUAGAACAAGAAGCUAGCGACAAUCCUACACUGCAAUCCUUAGCUAAUGAUCCCACGGUGUUUUGUGCCGCUUACAAAAAACCACGUUUUUAUCUAUAUAGUCGACGGUUACCAUCUGAUUUACAAGAUGUGGAUAGAGACGUAUUCAAUGAAAAACCUUCAAAGGAAGAUAUAAUCGCUGUUCCAGAAGGCCAAGAUGAAGGAACACAACGUGUCUAUGAAAAUGCUGUUUUACAUACGACAAUGGGCGAUAUACACAUGAAACUUUUCUUCAAGGAAUGUCCAAAGACAGUAGAGAACUUCUGUGUUCAUUCUAAAAAUGGGUACAUAAAUACUAGACCAUGGUUAGAUAACAAGCAUACAGUUUUUGGGCGCGUAUUUCGCGGCAUGGAAGUGGUACAAAACAUUUGCAACGCAAAAGCAAAUCCUAAAACUGACAAACCAUAUGAUGACAUUAAAAUUAUAUCGAUACGACUAAGUAAUUAAGAAAUACAAAAAAAAAUGUGUAUGUCCUACGAGGGCGGAGAAACCCUUUCUAACUCCUUAACAAUCAAACAGGGAGCACACACAGAAAUAUCAUCCAACAAACCUCCCAACGAGUAAUAAGAGAAUAAGUACUCCCAUAAAUCCUAAAUUUUGUUUUUUUUUCGGUUUUAGCAAUUUUAAAAUAUCUUCCAAAAGAACGCCAAAAGAGGUCAGUCGCAUGAACAAUCGAUUUUGUUCAGCUAAUCUAUUUUAAUCUUCAGUCAUUAAGUACAUUAAAACACACAUAAUAAUAAAUAAAUAUGUAGUUGGCGUAGUGCAUACCGAUAGAUCUUGUUCAAAUAUUCGCGGCAUGCCUGUUUCCUUUUAAAACUUAUUUUCCGUAAGAUUUUUGUUUCAUACUGUUCUUCUCUUAUGAUAACUUAUUCCAAAGGCAGACAACUUCCUUUAAAUUACAGUACUUUUGGCUCUAAAAUCAUUUAAAAAGAACACUCCUUGAUUACUCUGAGUCAUCGCUUUUUGCUCUUAAGCGAUUAAUACAGGAGUACAAAACCAAAAAGUCUCUCUUAUUGCUCCGAAACCAAGCCAAAGGGAUUUCUCAUUUAGGGAGAUCGCCCUUAAAGCUUGGUGGUGUUCUAAAUAUAUAUAUAUAAUAAAAUUUAAGGUUUCAGCUGCUAAAACAAUAUUUUUGUUAAUCCACAAUUUACUUACCAUCUAAAAUCCAAUCGAAAUAAAAACGGAAUAAUGAUUAGUGCUA
Messenger RNA from Rhagoletis pomonella (apple maggot), 1597 nucleotides. RefSeq names its product peptidylprolyl isomerase domain and WD repeat-containing protein 1-like. Lineage: Eukaryota; Metazoa; Arthropoda; Insecta; Diptera; Tephritidae. The transcript has 6 exons. The record is from RefSeq and is a predicted model, not a curated record. The coding region runs from base 112 to 843 and encodes 243 amino acids. Gene Ontology annotation, biological process: protein peptidyl-prolyl isomerization. Gene Ontology annotation, molecular function: peptidyl-prolyl cis-trans isomerase activity.